AUGUCACGUCAAGGCGAGCAGUUCCCUUCGCUGGACGCAAGAUUUACCAUACUCCAACCCGACGCUCAUCUCUCGGAUCUACGAAAUGCUCGUACAGAUCUCUCGGCGACUGCUUGGUCAACCACAAAGAAAUGGUCUGCGACUUCAAUCGUUACCAUGAUCGCUUUCUUGGUAGGCUGGGCCUCUUCAAUCGACUCAGGCGCAAUCCACCAGGCUGCAUCCGAGUACAAGGUCAGCACAGUGACCGAGUCGUUGGCGACUGGACUCUACUGCAUUGGAACCGGCAUAGGGUCCCUGUUCAGUGCACCACUUUCCGAGACAUAUGGACGUAACACGAUAUAUGUCUCCACGAUCAUUGUGUUUAUGAUUUGCAUUCUUGUAUCAACCCUGAUCCCUCAGAUUGCUGGUCAAUUGGUUUUCCGCUUCCUCGCGGGAGUGUUUGGCUCUACGCCGCUGACCACGGCUGGAGGCAGUAUCGCCGACAUGUGGAAUCAACGCGAGAGGACCUACGUCUUCCCAUUCUAUGCGGCGUCUUCGUUUCUGGGGCCGUUCAUGGCUCCUUUGGUCGGUGCUUACAUCGGACAGUCUGGACACUGGCAUUGGGUCGACUGGUCUACGUUGAUGUUGGCAGGCGUGGUUCUGUCUCUAGUCUUGCUCUUUCUGCCAGAGUCGUACGCACCAGUCUUGGUCUUGUGGAAAGCAGAAAUUGUCAAGGAGCUGACAGCCGACGAUCGAGUCUACGAGGCGAUAGAACAUCACCGCGUGCCCUUAUCUCGAAAACUACGCAUCGGGAUAGGUCGACCAAUUCUCAUGUUGCUGCGUGAGCCGAUCGUGGAUCUUUUUACCGUGUAUUUGAUUGUCAUCUACAUUGUUCUUUUCACCUUUCUGACUGGUUACGAGUACAUUUACACCGACAUCUACGGGCUCUCUCAAGGCAGCACAGGCUUAUGCUAUCUGGCUAUGAACAUCGGUUUCCUCUCUGCUCUCGCCUUCACCCCCGUUAUCUACAAGCAAUACAGCACUUUAUUGAGGCAUGCACAGGAACAGAAGGGGGAUCAGACAGAGCUUCCUCAAGAAGUGCGUCUCUGGUUUUCCAUCUAUGGCGCCCCUUGUCUCCCAGUUUCGUUGUUCUGGAUGGCAUGGACAACGUAUAACUCCAUAAGCUAUUGGUCUAGUCUUAUCUCAAGCAUUGUUUUUGGGUUUGGCGUGAUGUGUGUCUUUAUUUCGUCUUACUUAUACCUGAUCGAUUCAUUCGAGCGAUAUGCCGCGAGUGCCUUGGUCGGUGCCACGAUGGCCAGAUACAUAGCCGCUGGCGUCAUGGUCGUGGUUUCAAUCCCCAUGUAUGAGGAUCUGGGCGUGCAUUGGACGCUGACGUUGUUGGGUUGUCUGGCGGCUUUUAUGGCCCCUAUACCAUUCAUCUUCUACAAGUAUGGCGCAUACAUCCGAAGUAGAAGUAGGUCAGCAAGCUCUUGA
This is a messenger RNA of Aureobasidium melanogenum CBS 110374, 1473 nucleotides long. Its product is annotated as benomyl/methotrexate resistance protein. The record is from RefSeq and is a predicted model, not a curated record. The transcript has a single exon. Lineage: Eukaryota; Fungi; Ascomycota; Dothideomycetes; Dothideales; Saccotheciaceae. Gene Ontology annotation, molecular function: transmembrane transporter activity. The coding region runs from base 1 to 1473 and encodes 490 amino acids. Gene Ontology annotation, biological process: transmembrane transport.